UUCCGAGGCAGCGAGGUCCGCAGCGCGCUUCGUGCUGUGCGCCAGGGCUGCGCUGUGGAGAAAGUGUGUGGGUUUUAAGGGGUUGUGCCCGUUUGGUUCUAAGCCUAUAGCUUCGUGGUAGUUUUAAAGGGAAUUAAGCCGCUAAGCGUAUUUUUGCAGCGCAGUGAUAGCGUCCGUCCUCAGGGGGAGGGCAGGUGUCACUGGAAGGCCUGGUGUGUGCCCUGGCUAUGCGCAUUCCUACGUUAGAACGGCUCUUGUGUGUCUGCGGGUUUAACAGCAAGUGCAAGGACCUAGGCAGUGCCUCUCCUCUCCCAGUUACCACUGCUAACUGCGCCGGCUGCGUUCCCUGCCCGCACACGGCUCGGGGGUAUCUGAAGCAUGCUGUGAACUACAACCAUGGCAACUGCCAGUAAUGAGGUACACCAUCCUGUAGAUCCUGGAAUUUCAAAGCUGCAGUUUGCUCCCUUCAGUAGUGCCUUGGAUGCAGGAUUCUGGCAUGAACUAACCCAGAAGAAACUCAAUGAGUACCGACUGGAUGAGACUCCAAAAGUUAUCAAAGGAUAUUACUACAAUGGUGAUCCAUUGGGCUUGCCAGCUCGCCUGACAUUGGAAUUCAGUGCCUUUGAUAUGAAUGCUUCAAUACCAGCACGUUGCUGUCCUGCUUUCGGAACAUUGUAUAAUACCAACACUUUUGAGACUUUCAAGUCUUGUGAUAAGAAAUCACUUCUGGAGAAAGAAGCAAAUGAGAUAUGGGAAUCGAUAAAAUCUGGAGCUGCGCUUGAAAACCCUAUGCUCUUGAACAGGUUCCUGCUGUUGACGUUUGCAGAUUUAAAAAAGUAUCACUUCUAUUACUGGUUUUGCUACCCUGCUCUCUGCUUCCCUGAUGGAAUACAUAUAAUUCAGAAACCGGUGUGUCUUGGUGACAGGUUCUCUUUAAAUCAGAUUCAAGCACUGCAGAAAGCAUAUGAUGACCUUUGCCAGACAGAAAGGGUUACAGCCUUGCCUUAUUUUUUAAUCAAGUAUCACGACAAUUCUGUGGUGAUCUCUCUGCUCAAAAAGUGGGAUAGUUUCUUUCAAGACCAAGGAGGAAAGGUGACAGUUGGAGUUUAUGAUCCAUGUAAUUUAUCCCACUAUCCAGGAUGGCCACUGAGAAAUUUCCUGAUCCUGGCAGCUCAUAAAUGGGGCAGUGUCCUUCAGACAGUUGAAGUGCUCUGCUUCAGAGACAGAACCAUGCAAGGGGUGAGAGACAUAACACACAGCAUCAUCUUUGAAAUAAAACUUCCACAGAGAACCUUUGGCCAAGAUUGCCCAAAAGCUGUUGGAUGGGAGAAAAACCAAAAGGGAGGCAUGGGCCCAAGGAUGGUCAAUCUUAGUGAGUGUAUGGAUCCAAAAAGGUUAGCAGAAUCAUCAGUGGAUCUUAAUUUGAAAUUGAUGUGCUGGCGGUUGGUCCCUACACUUGAUUUGGAAAAAAUUGUGUCUGCCAAGUGUCUGCUGCUAGGAGCUGGUACUCUAGGUUGUAGUGUUGCAAGGACCUUGAUGGGUUGGGGAGUGAGGAAGAUCACAUUUGUUGACAACGCGAGGAUCUCCUACUCCAACCCCGUGCGACAGCCACUGUAUGAAUUUGAGGACUGUCUUAGCGGUGGGAAGCCUAAGGCACUUGCAGCAGCAGACAGGCUACAGAAAAUCUUCCCAGGAGUGAAUUCAGAAGGCUAUAACAUGAGCAUCCCUAUGCCUGGCCACCCAGUGAAUUUUUCUGAAGUAACGAUGGCACAAGCUCGGAAGGAUGUGGCUACACUUGAAGAGCUUAUUGAUGCUCAUGAUGUUGUUUUCCUACUUAUGGACACUAGAGAGAGUCGGUGGCUCCCAGCUGUUAUUGCAGCCAGCAAGAGGAAGCUGGUCAUCAAUGCUGCAUUGGGAUUUGACACAUUUGUUGUUAUGAGACAUGGACUAAAGAAACCAAAACAGCAAGAAUCUGGUGAUUCAUGUUUUAGCAAUGCCUCCGGUUCUUCUGACCUGUUGGGAUCAUCACUCUUUUCAAAUAUCCCUGGCUAUAAACUGGGUUGCUAUUUCUGCAAUGAUGUUGUGGCACCAGGGGAUUCCACCAGGGAUCGGACAUUGGAUCAGCAGUGCACAGUCAGUCGACCUGGAUUAGCAAUGAUAGCUGGAGCUCUUGCAGUGGAAUUAAUGGUUUCUGUUUUACAGCAUCCAGAAGGUGGUUAUGCUGUGGCCAGCAGUAGUGAUGAUAGAAUGAAUGAACCACCUACUUCUCUUGGACUUGUUCCUCAUCAGAUCCGUGGGUUUUUAUCAAGAUUUGAUAAUGUUCUGCCGGUCAGCCUGGCAUUUGAUAAGUGCACAGCCUGUUCCCCCAAAGUCCUCGACCAGUACGAACGAGAAGGGUUUAAUUUCCUAGCUAAAGUUUUUAAUUCCUCACAUUCCUUCUUAGAAGACUUGACAGGUCUAACUUUAUUACAUCAGGAGACACAGGCUGCCGAGAUCUGGGACAUGAGUGAUGACGAAACAGUCUGAAAAUCAGCUGAAUAAGGUGGAAGAUGACCUACUUUGGACUGCAGUGCUGCCUUUUAUCUGUUAUUUGACAAGUUAAUGAUUGCUUACCUAUUCUGACUGCUACAAAUAUGAACUAUAAACCACAUAGUGACAUGGAUAUCUUCACCGUAAAAACAGUCUGUUAUGGAUAUAACUCUCCUUAUUUUCUUUUUUAUCAUGUAAAUAACCAAAGCAAUGUGGUUAUGUUUAAAUUUCUUCUCUUCUUUUUUUUUUUUUUUUUUUGGUUUAUGUAUAAAAUAUGCUGCUUAAGUAAAGUUUGGUGUUUUACUUGU
This is a messenger RNA of Cygnus atratus (black swan), 2837 nucleotides long. RefSeq names its product autophagy related 7 (gene ATG7). Gene Ontology annotation, molecular function: Atg8 activating enzyme activity; Atg12 activating enzyme activity. Lineage: Eukaryota; Metazoa; Chordata; Aves; Anseriformes; Anatidae. Gene Ontology annotation, biological process: piecemeal microautophagy of the nucleus; autophagosome assembly; protein modification by small protein conjugation. The coding region runs from base 397 to 2526 and encodes 709 amino acids. The record is from RefSeq and is a predicted model, not a curated record. Gene Ontology annotation, cellular component: phagophore assembly site; cytoplasm. The transcript is spliced from 19 exons.